AUGGAAACCAGAGAAACCACAGAAAUCACAGCAACCAUAGAAACCAUAGAAACCAUAGAAACCAUAGCAACCAUAGAAACCAUACAAAAGAUAGAAACUAUAGAAACCAAAGCAACCACAGCAACCAUAGAAACCAUAGAAACCAUAGAAACCAUAGAAACCAUAGAAACCAUAGAAACCAUAGAAACCAUACAGAAACCACAGAAACCACAGAAACCACAGAAACCACAGAAACCACAGAAACCACAGAAACCACAGAAACCACAGAAACCAGAGAAACCACAGAAACCACAGAAACCACAGAAACCACAGAAACCACAGAAACCCCAGAAACCACAGAAACCACAGAAACCACACAAACCACACAAACCACAGAAACCACAGAAACCACACAAACCACACAAACCACAGAAACCACAGAAACCACACAAACCACAGAAACCACACAAACCACACAAACCACAGAAACCAUAG
Messenger RNA from Photinus pyralis (common eastern firefly), 474 nucleotides. Its product is annotated as neurofilament medium polypeptide-like. Lineage: Eukaryota; Metazoa; Arthropoda; Insecta; Coleoptera; Lampyridae. The record is from RefSeq and is a predicted model, not a curated record. Bases 1 to 474 code for a protein of 157 amino acids. The transcript has 2 exons.